AUCAGAAUCAGACUUAAAUUGUCAGGAAGAUCUGGUCUCAAACAUUUGUCUUAUGACUCUAGCAGUAGAGCUGUGCUUUCCUUAAUGCAAGCAUGCUGUGGUGAUAUUUACUAACACUAUAGUAACAAGCUAGAUUGGCUAGAUUAGGCACCAUCCAUGUUUGGUACCUGGACAGUGAUACAAGUCCAGACUGUAAUUGAACCUGUAAUAUGAUUACAUAUAAUUGUGAAGUGGAGUUUCCAAAAGCCACAGAAACCUUUCAUAUGGAUGAUAGAAUUUCUUGGCAAAUAUGUGUUUUAAAUGGUUAAAAUGUUUUUGGUCAGUGUAUCUAGAUCAAAUAGUACUAGGGGUAAUUUGUUAGAAUUUUUGAGUUGACUCUUAUGAAAGUGAGUAACAGUGAAAAUGAAAACAGGUAUAUGACUUGUACGUUGAUCAUCAUCUUAUUUGAUUCUUUCCUCCCCUUUCUUUUUUACUUUAAUUAUACUUAAGUCUGAGAGGUUCCUACCCUAAGAGUCUUACAGUCUAAAACAUAUGCAGGAGAAGAAAGGAAUAUUAGAGUUUGGCAUAAACAGGAAAAAUGUAUGUUGUUAUAUACACCUAUACAUUUGCUGAGGUACAGGCAAGAUAUAGAGUAACUUGAACUAAGUACCGUUGGAGACAAGUAAUUUGAAAGAUGAAGAAAAAACCCAGUAAUGAUUGACUGCUGUCUAGGUGAUAGCUGAGCAGUUGUGGCUGUCUGUAUGUUUUUUGGAGUAUAAACACUAGUUUGUAUGGUCAGUCAUGGCUCAGAAACAUACAAUCUAGAUGAGGGAAGCAGCAGUUCCAGGUGGAGAUUGAAACACAAGUAGUCAGGGCAUACAGAAGCUCUUGGAGGUCUUCUCUGAUAGUUACCCAGGUGGAUGGGCCAGGGAAUAGCAAUACUUUUCUGCUUUCAGAAGAAGCUUUCAUUUUAUCCCUAAAGAAUCCAUUCCAUAUCUUAUUGGCUGAGGAUCCUUUGCAUGUUGGAGGAUUUCUGAGGAACAUCUUGAGUUCACACCCAGUUCUCCUAUACUGUAUUCUCUAAACUUCUUUGGUUCUGUUUUCCUGGGGUGACCCAGCUAUCAUUUAGGAGUAGUUAUCCAGUAUGAUUAUCUUACCAUGGGAACCUUGAAACGUUUGGGAAUUUUGGUUUCCAUGGAAUACAGUUUGAAAAGUGUUGUUCUGUUUCAUAAUAUCUAACCUUUUCUUUUGCUCUUUGGGACUGGGCACACGGGCCAUAAAGGCUGGCCUGGGGGCAGAGUCGGGGCGUGGCGUCCAUGUGACCCUUGCCCUGACUCUUCCCCUAUGGCAGCAUGAUGUCACACGCUGCUCCACAUGGCACACAACAUCAUGGUGCUCCUCUGGCGCUGUGUCCACACAAUGCAGCGCCAAAGGAGUGCCUUAAAGCCGCGGCCCCACAGCCAUCGCUCCCUUUCCAGGGCGCAAAAAGGAGCCACUUUUUGCAGCUCCUUUUUGUGCCCUGGAAAAGAUAGACUGGGGAGUGGCAUGCAGCAGUGGCUGCAGGCCAUUCCUCGGGGGCAGUCUGCACAGCCUCUUUGUUAAGUAUAUAUGUCAAAAUAAAUGAGUUAAGUCUUGAAGGUGACACAACAACCUGCUCCCCCCCCCCCCCCCCAUCUGACUUACACAACCACCACUUUGAAAAUGUGAACUCAUUUGUUUCAUGUUUGUUAAAUAGAACGUAUAGGAGGUCACUUCUUUAGGUAGUCACUACCAGAGUCUUAGGCUACUUAUGCAUGACAGAAAUAAUCCAGUUUGACACUACUUUAACUGCCAUGGCUCAAUUCUGUGGAAUUCUGGGGAUUGAAGUUGGAUUAUACCAAGUCCAUGGUAUCCUGAUCCAGGUUCCAACUUGGAUCAGUACCUGGGGUGACGUGGUGAUGAGCGGGUGUUUACACACCCUUCUGCCAAUGUGCCAUUGACCUGUUCAUUCUGGGACUGGCAGAUCUGUUUUUGGACUUGCCAAACCCAGCCUGGGGCUAAUGGCCUGCAGAUAGGACAGGACAACAUGAAGCAGGGGGAAUGUAAGCUUUUUGGCCCUUGCCUACAGGCCCUCAGUUGCAUUCUUUCUAUUCCUAUUGUCUUCUGAGGGUAUCCCUUGGUAAUAAUAGUGCCUGUUUAAAAUUUGAAUCAGAAUCAAACUGUAUAUUAGACACUGAAACAGAAAAGGGUGGAGGUCUUGCCUCAAUUUUUCUGCUUUAGUCUGCCACCCUCCCAUUUCCCCAGUCUUUUAGUCACCUGAAACAAACAACAAAAAAAGGAAGUACACUGCUUUAGUAAUUCUUUCCACAUUUUGACACUUCCUGAAACAGAGAUACUUGGCUUUCAGAACCACAUACAUCCAAGGGAUUUCCCUCCCUUUCGUUAUACAACUCAACUUGAUUAUUGAAUAUAUAAGCAAGCAAGCUAUAACUAAUGUUAAAGAAGUGACUUUUGAGGAGAAUUCAUACCCUCAUUGCCAGACUUUGUUGCUUAUUCAGGCAAAAGAUUAUUGUUUUGCAUUUAUUCAUUUUACAUGGAACUUGAUAUCUUCCCUAUUUCAAGCAUUUUAUUUAAAUGGAGAGAUCAGGUGUGAUGAAAUGAAUACUGUAUUAAAAUACUGAAAUAAUGGCAUUCAAAAUGUACAUAUACAUAAUUGUAUUCUUUUUGCUGUUGUGUAGAAUACAUUUUUUCUCUUCCUUGUGUGGGAAGAUUUGCUAGUAUGUAAAUGAUUUAAACCCAGUCAUUUUUCUUUUUUCUUUGUGCGAAAAUACUAUAUGUGUGCAUGUCAAAGGUGGGUUAUCUACAAUUUAUCAAACUAGUUCUGAACUUAUGUGCAUUCUGAAUACUGACAUGAGCAGUUUGGAGGGGGAGAGCCGGAAGAGAGUUCCAGAGAGUAAAAUAGAAUAUGCAGUUUUGACUUUGAAUAAUCGGUUGUAGGCUUAUUAUUCAAGCAAUUAGUCUGAAAAAAUGCCUUUGCUGUGAGUGUAACUGAAAUUAACAAAUUGUUAGUCAAUUCAGAUAAUACAUUUGCGGGUUUAGUUGCUAGUAACCACUAUUAUUUGGAGGGAUGAGGCUUUUAGGGGUGCAAAGUAAGAUAUUUGGGCUCCAUAAUUUUUUGCAGAUACAGUAUUCAACACAGUUGUAUAAAGCCGUGGUUCCCAAACUUUGGUCCUCCAGAUGUUUUGGACUUCAGGUCCCAGAAUUCCUGACUUCAGGCCAAGCUAGCUAGGCUUUUGAGAGUUAAAGUCCAAAACACCUGGAGGACCAGAGUUUGGGAAUCACUGGUAUAAAAUGUAGCUGCUGAAGUAGGUGGUGUCUUUUCUGCAAGUGACGUCUAGCACCAUUUAGCUGACCCCUUACCGCCCCUUUAUUUAUGUGAAAAAUUCACAACAUAUACCAGUGCCACUGACAAUUCAAAAGCAUUGGGGUCAGACUCACUCCAGAGAAAUGUGUGAUGUUUGCCAAGUGGUAUGGGUCAGGUCUUCACCAACCGUUCCUAUGUUAACUUGCCUGAUUGUCCUGCAUGUUGCCAUUUGCAGGCUACAGUCAUUGUGCUGUGGCUACCAUAAAUUCCAUCUGACAGAAUGAGAAUUGCUGAACCGAGCUUCCUGACGAUUUUGAGCAAUUUUUACAACGUUGUGUUCAUACGCCAUGCUGUGUUAACUUACUGUUUUGGACCAUAUGUAAUUACAUUUUGUAAGACUAUUUGGCUCACCGUGGCUUGGAUGCUGGUGUACUAAGAGGUGGACUCAAUUCACUCUGCAGUUACAUGCAGAUGAGUGAACUUGAUCUUGAUUGAAAACUAGUCUAGAAUAAUUCUACUGACAUUGAUGCCAUGGUUUCAGUGUAAGUCUCAUUGAAAUAAGUAAGUUGCAAGUUUAAGUAGGUAAAUUUGGGAUGGUGCUGUAGGGGUGCCUUUCUGCUCUGUAGAUAUUGCUGUCCCAAGAGCAUGAAUCAGCAAGAGUCCGAUCAUACUAAAGUUUAUCUUAGGAGCUUCUGGGAAGUUAUUUUUUUGAAGUAAUGCCCACAGAAAGUGGAAGUUGUGCCACUGCUCGCCAAGCAAAGCAGAAGCGCAAGUCUCACAGUCUUUCUAUACGGCGAACCAACAGUUCUGAGCAAGAGCGAUCAGGAUUGCAGAGAGAAAUGCUGGAAGGCCAGGAUUCAAAACUUCCAUCGUCUGUUAGGAAUACACUUCUGGAACUUUUUGGCCAAAUAGAAAGAGAGUUUGAGAACCUCUACAUUGAAAAUCUUGAAUUACGUAGAGAGAUUGAUACACUUAAUGAGCGCUUAGCAGCUGAAGGCCAAACCAUUGAUGGAGCUGAAUUAAGCAAGGGACAGCUGAAAACAAAAGCCAGUCAUAGUACCAGUCAGCUCUCUCAGAAAUUAAAGACUACUUACAAGGCAUCUACUAGCAAGCGUUCAAAUUCUUUCCCAGGCAAAUCAGGUGGACCUCGCAACUUCAGCGUGGGAAGCUGGGAAAUAUGGGGUGGAGACUCCUGGAUUGUAUCCAGUUUCAAAACAACAACAUCCAGAGCAAUCUGCCAGCUAGUGAAAGAGUAUAUUGGUCAUCGGGAUGGGAUUUGGGAUGUCAGUGUUACGAAGACUCAGCCAGUAGUUCUGGGGACUGCAUCUGCUGAUCACACUGCUUUGUUAUGGAGCAUAGAAACAGGAAAGUGUCUCAUCAAAUAUAUCGGGCAUGCUGGAUCAGUAAAUUCCAUAAAGUUCCAUCCAACAGAGCAAGUGGCUCUCACAGCUUCAGGAGAUCAGACAGCUCAUAUCUGGAGAUACAUGGUGCAGUUACCGACACCUCAGCCUACCACAGACUGCAAUCAAAUGUCUGGAGAAGAUGAAGUCGAAUUUUCUGAUAAAGAUGAAACUGAUGCAGAUGGAGAUGGCUGUGGUGAUUGUCCCACCAUCCGGACUUCUUCAACCUCUCUAAAAAGCCAUCAAGGUGUAGUCAUUGCAGCAGAUUGGCUGGUUGGAGGAAAGCAAGCUGUGACUGCUUCAUGGGAUAGGACAGCAAACUUGUAUGAUGUGGAGACAUCUGAACUUGUACACUCUCUGACAGGGCAUGAUCAAGAACUUACACAUUGUUGCACCCAUCCCACCCAGCGUCUUGUGGUGACCUCAUCACGCGACACAACCUUUCGUCUAUGGGAUUUCAGAGAUCCUUCUAUCCAUUCUGUGAAUGUCUUUCAGGGCCAUACAGACACUGUGACUUCAGCUGUCUUCACUGUGGGAGACAAUGUUGUUUCGGGUAGUGACGACCGUACUGUGAAAGUCUGGGACUUGAAAAAUAUGAGAUCGCCAAUUGCCACUAUUCGCACAGAUUCUGCGGUAAACAGGAUUAAUGUUUGUGUCGGUCAAAGAAUCAUUGCACUUCCACAUGACAACCGGCAGGUUAGAUUAUUUGACAUGUCUGGAGUGCGAUUAGCACGGCUCCCUCGCAGCAACAGACAGGGCCACAGAAGAAUGGUCUGUUGUUCUGCUUGGAGCGAAGACCAUCCAAUAUGUAAUCUGUUCACUUGUGGAUUUGAUCGCCAGGCUAUUGGAUGGAACAUCAACAUCCCUGCCUUGCUUCAGGAAAAAUGAGAUGUUGGAAGUAUCCUCCCCCCCUCCCUUUUCAGUUUUGUUGCCAUAGACUUCUGUGCAGACUUUCCUGUAAGCUAGUCUGCUAUCAUUGUACAAGGUGCUCCUUGAAAGGGGAUGUGUUGCAAAGUUGUUACCACGUUGUGCACAGUUGCAUGAAAUAUACAGAAAAAAUGUGACCUUUCAAAGAUGUUAGGUUCUUGUGUAUGAAUUUUUAUAUCUUGGCAUCCACUGGUGACUAGAAGGAUGUUUGGCUUUCCUAUGGAGCAUAUAAGUGUUCAUAAGUUAUUCAGCCUAGAUGAAGAGUAGGACAUUAUGUCUGACUUAAAUGUGAAUUCUGUGUACUUAUUGUGAAGAAUAUAUAUCAUUUUACAUAUCUGCCUUGUUGUUAAAGAGAGUAUAGGGCUAAACCUUUUAAAAUGAAGGGAGAAUUUCAUUGAGAAGUAUGAUGGAAAUUUACUUAUAUCUAUAUGAAGUCUGACCUGACUCCAGUGUAGUAUUAAUUUCAACACCAAACCUAGUCUAGUUACUGGAAUGAAAUUAAUGGUUAUGAAAGGAGAUGAAAAGUAAUGUUUUAACAUUGGGCAUAGAAUGUUAGGUUGCCAAGUUGAAAUAUCCCUAUACAUUUCAAGAACUAAUUGGUUCAUUCUUACCUCUCAUUUGAUUUGAGCUACCACUCCGUGUUUUGAAAUCUCAGCAAAUGACAAACUAUUACAAUCACAGCAGUCUGAAUAAGUUCUUAAUAAGCACUUUAGUUUAUAGCAGCGGUUAUAAACCACCAGUAUUUGAUGACAUUUCCUAAAGAAUGUGAGAGUUGUAUCUAAGAAGGAUUGACAUCACUACACUUUUGUGAAGUAUUUUUUUUAAGGCAGAGAAUAUUUUUUUUUAACUAUAGCUGUGUUUAACAUAUUUCAGAUUUGGUGGGAGCUCCCCCAUCAUAGUUACAUUUUGAGCCAAAAAAUUCAAAGGUCAAUAUCCUAACAAGCAUAUGAAUUCUGCAUGCUCAAAGCAGCUUGAGUGUUCCUUGCCCUCCUCCCCCCAUCCCAUGGCAAGCUACUUUUGAAACUAAGGGGUCUUACAAAAGCAGUACAUAAUGUCACAUAGUGGACCAUUGUUAAAAGAAAAUAAUUUUAAAAAUCUAAUCAGGUAUGCCCAAGCCAUUGGUCAUGCCAAACAUACUUCUGUGGAUUCUGGCCAUUGAAACUGAGAAUGCUACCUCAAAAAUGAAUGUAAGGCUACUUUGAAUUUUGCUGUUUAACCUUGACAAGGCACUUUGGAUCUCAUUCUGAUGUGCUGUCUUAAAGAGUAGAAGACAAUCAUACCAAAUUUCAGACUUGAAUUGAGUCAAGCAUAAUAACAACAUUACCACAGUUAGGCAUUACUUGUUCAUUUUGAAUGUAGAUAAAAGUCCCUGUUCCCCAACAUUUUUAAGGUUUGCUUUAAAUUUAAUUCAAGACAGUUCUAAGUGGGUUUUACUCUUCCUGCACUGUGUUUGGCGUCUGUGAUUUGUAAGGAUGUUUCUUAGAUGGCAGUUUUGAAAAAAAAUAUAUGUGGAGGCUGUGUUUACAGUUUCUUCAUAGAUGUUUCAUUUUCAGCUGAAAGCAGAAAGUGCUUCUCUUAACUUUCUGUCCGUAUCUCAGGGUUGGAGUUAAUCAAAGUGGAAGUGUAGAUCGCUUACAAAUAUUUUAACAUGAAUCCCCAUAAAAACCCUGCAUUACAUUUUCUUCAUUCUUUGUUGUUGUUUAGUUGAGAUUGUUUUGUUUUCCAGAGCACUGCCCAGCAUAAAUUGGAGAGACUUGCUCUUAUUUCCUUCUCUGUAUAGCAGAAAGAGUAAGUCAAAAGUGGAUAUAUAUUUUCAAGAGAACCAGAAUCCUAGAAACAACACCAGCCAUGAAAUGAUACAUAAUAAAUGGCAGUUAAGGUAGUUUAUGGAAAACCCAGAAGAGAGUUAUUACAACAAACAUAUAAUGUUAACAGUAGCUUGAUCUGUCUGGGGCAAAUGGUUACAUGAUCCCAAAACUGAAGUGGCUGUGUUGAAUUUAAAGUGGGAUUCAGUGCUCUGAAUGUUUAUCAGCCACUUCAGUUUACCUGCUAAUCACUCCAUGGCAAUAGUAGAUGUACAUGCCCCAAAAUAUAAUAAAUCCCAUCUACAAGUUUUGGAGCACAUUAUAAUGAUGAUUUGCAGGUUGAUUUAAAUCUACUAGAGGGGUUUCUCUCCUCCCUGGAGAAUCCAUACUAGUGUCUGAAAAAAAAAAAGACUCCAUGAUCCCUUUGUGCUCCAAAACUUGUAGAUGGGAUUUAUUAUAUUUUGGGGCAUGUACAUCUACUAUUGCCAUGGAGUGAUUAGCAGGUAAAUCAACAUAGUUGGACAGAAGUAGUCAUGCCAGUUCAUCCUUUUACUCUCCUGUUUGGAUAGUAAGAAAAGCUGAAGUAAAUUUCAACUCUACAACACACAUGUAGAAAUCUUUCUCUAAAAAGCCCUGUUUUUAUCUGUGUGCUCCAUGGCUAAUGGAGCAGAACACAUUUUAAUCCCAAUUCAUGUACAGUAUGAGAGCAAUAAACUAUUUGGACCUUUGAGACACACUCACACCCCUUUUAGGGAAAAGCUUGCAUGCCCCUUGGUCUUGCUGACUGGGGUCUCUAUGGAAUGGUUUGGGAAUGGUUCUUUGGCUUCAGCUGCAUAAAAAGGUCACAUGCUUUGGGUCUGUAGUUUUUCUUAAAUGCAUGAGAAGUAACAGGAACAUGGCACUGAUACGAUUCCCUGUUGCUGAGCUUUAUAUCACCAAAGGACCAACCUUUCAUAGCAGAUAUAUCCACAGAGUUGUUCUGACUUAAGCAGUAGGCCUUAGCUUUUUUAAAGGAGCAGAUUUGUUACUGAACUACUGCAAUAUCUUAAGUGUUGCCUUGAGGCAACAAGUGCCCAUUUCAAUAGGUAGUGGUAAAGUCAGUUACACACUCCACUUUUUCUCAUCUCCAUGUCGAAAUGAAUAAGGAUUCUGCUGUACUUAAUUAUGUCCUGCAUUUCACAUAAAAGGAAAGUGACUGUUGCAUAUUUUCAGUAUUGAGAUUUGGUUUUGCAGAAGAUGGCUGUAUCACUGGGUAAAUCACAAAGACAUGUGUCUGUCUGUCUCUUUCUCUGUGUAUAUAAGUUCUUCAAACAGUGCACAUCAUUUUUUUGCAGAUGAAAAAAUGUGUAACUAUUUCUAAAUCAGAAGAAUCUUAUUUUGAUGCCUAAGUCUUUGAAAACCAACUUCUUGAGAGGGAGAAAAUUCUGUAGUUGUGUGUCAAUGUAGAACCACUUGUUUUUUUGUUUACUGAGGUCCUGGUGAUAUAUAUAAUUGUGAGUUUUUUUAGAUGUUCAGUGUUUGUCUUUGUUGCAAUUUGAAAUGCCAUUAAACCAUUCAUCAUAAUUU
Messenger RNA from Sceloporus undulatus (fence lizard), 9020 nucleotides. RefSeq names its product WD repeat domain 37 (gene WDR37). The coding region runs from base 4039 to 5610 and encodes 523 amino acids. NCBI's taxonomy places the organism in Eukaryota, Metazoa, Chordata, Lepidosauria, Squamata, Phrynosomatidae. The transcript has 15 exons. Gene Ontology annotation, cellular component: preribosome, large subunit precursor. The record is from RefSeq and is a predicted model, not a curated record. Gene Ontology annotation, molecular function: protein binding.